Molecule: messenger RNA, 411 nt
Organism: Peniophora sp. CBMAI 1063
Lineage: Eukaryota; Fungi; Basidiomycota; Agaricomycetes; Russulales; Peniophoraceae
Source: the annotation of a GenBank genome assembly
AUGUCACAGACAUCUGGCGCCGCUGGUGCCGCUAUCAGGCUCAUCUGGAAGUGUACCAAGCCUAGAGACGCGACGGUGGUAUCGCUGUGCGAGAACCUCAUGCUCGCAGCCGCUCGCAAGUACAACAUGGACUGCGCCGUGAUCAGAGCUUCCGUUCAUUCGACAACGCGUCAGGGCGGCAAACGCGUCCAGACUGUGCCGCACAUAACUGGCGAUAUCGUAGAUCUGAAGAGGAAUGUGGGAUAUGCGCUGCAUUACAACCUCCAGCCUGACCAGAGGACGCCGACGGCUGGAAGCACGAGUGCUCCGAACCCGGAGGUGUGGCAGCUCACUCAUAAGGACAACAAGGGAUUCGUCCUGGUUCAGGAGGAUGGGACGGAGGAAAAUCAUGAUAUGGAGGGUGUUGAGUAG